ACACAGGGUUUUGUUCUCAGCGCUGACCACGCCCCCUGGGUGUCUGUGCUGUAACGUUAUCCUCUGCGCACACGGAAGUAGCAUUAAACCAGAAAACUUCGGGUCUUGCGAGAGUUGGUCCGUGUUCUCUCCCGUGUGUUACAGCUGUCGCUUCAUCUGUCUGUCAGGAUGGUUGUGCUCUCCAAAGAGUAUGGAUUAGUGGUGUUGACAGGCGUUGCCAGUAUUGCCAUGGUUGGGCAUCUGGGCAUCAAAGUUAGCAAAGCUCGCAAGAAGUACAACGUGCAGUACCCUCAGAUGUACAGCGAUGAUCCUGAAACCGGAAAGAUUUUCAACUGUAUCCAGCGUGCACACCAAAACACCCUGGAGAUAUACCCCGCCUUCCUCUUCUGCCUGGCUAUUGGUGGCUUGAAUUGUCCACGUCUAGCCAGUGGACUUGGAGCUGUAUGGAUCAUUGGCAGAGAGGUGUACGCACAUGGGUACUCUACAGGUGAUCCUAAAAACAGAAGGUGGGGAGCAUUUGGCAAUGUGGCUUUCAUCGGAAUGAUGCUGACCACAGCCAGCUUUGGCCGCCAACUGUUGGGUUGGACGGGACCCCGGAUGGGCCGUUUCUGUAAGACGCCCGAUUGCUGUUGAGGACAGCGACUAAGCCUGGGUUUUUAGUAAUGAUAAUAACAAUAAAUACUCCUCUACAUAACUAGUAUAAUGUGUCGUACCUUGAAGCAUGCAUGCUUUAACCUCUCGUCAGGAAGCCGUUGACAAGUGACCUGACUGGUUCUCGCUGAGGGAAAACGCCUCAUUUACCAUCAUGAUUGUGUUUUUUUCACAUACGGGCAGUCCUGUUCCGUGUGACAUAACAAGUCAGUUUAUAUCAUUAAAGCAUUUUUACCUGCUUUCCGGUUUUGACAAGUUGAAUGAAUUGGCCAAAGAAUGUAUCUUUUGUAAUAUACAAAUGAAGACAAUGUUAUAAAAAGGGACUUUUCAGGCACGACUGAAGUACAAAAUAAAACCUUAUGUUUUACCUUUUUAUCUGGCAAAGAAAUAAAUGAAAGUGGUUAUUUAAAAGAAUGCAGGUGUCGUGUAAGAAAACUCAAACUUAAUUCCAAUCACAAUCAUUAUCUCUGUUAUUUUUUCAUUAUAAAGUCUUCUACUAUUAAAUAUGACACAUUGGUUAUGAA
This is a messenger RNA of Platichthys flesus (European flounder), 1175 nucleotides long. RefSeq names its product microsomal glutathione S-transferase 3a (gene mgst3a). The record is from RefSeq and is a predicted model, not a curated record. Gene Ontology annotation, molecular function: glutathione transferase activity; glutathione peroxidase activity. The transcript has 6 exons. Gene Ontology annotation, cellular component: endoplasmic reticulum; membrane; nuclear envelope. NCBI's taxonomy places the organism in Eukaryota, Metazoa, Chordata, Actinopteri, Pleuronectiformes, Pleuronectidae. Bases 169 to 633 code for a protein of 154 amino acids.